GUUUUUCUUUUUAUUUCAUUCGGUCUCGCAGCUGUCUGUGGGUGUUUGAGGUGAUUGAUCAUACCACACAUUCAGCGAUUACGGAAGCAGUACUGGAAGUGUAUAAAUUGGUUCCUUAUUAAAAUAAUUUUAGUCAAUUUGUCGAAGUAGAUUAGCUGCCCGUCGGUCCGUCUCAGUUGGGAACACAACCAAGGCCAAUUCUACUGCACGUGCACGUACCAGUGUAUCAUUUAGCUGAGAACGAAAAAACGAGCGUGAAGUAAUGUCGGAAGUCGCCGCAACACCGGAAAAAGCAACACCAGUCGCGGAGGAGCCCAACAGGAAUGCAGAACCGGACAAGGCACAAGCGGAAGAACUGAAAAAUCGGGCUAACGAGUACUUCAAAAACAAAGACUACGAAAAUGCCGUCAAGCUGUACUCGGAGGCCAUCGAGGUGGACGGAACAAACGCGGUGUACUAUGCGAAUCGCAGCUUCGCCUAUCUACGACAGGAAGCAUUUGGUUAUGCCCUGAACGAUGCCGUCCAAGCGAUCAAGUGCAAUCCGGCCUACCUGAAGGGUUACUACCGGCGGGCAGGAGCGCACAUGGCACUGGGUAAGUUUAAGCUGGCCCUGCAGGACCUGGAGUACGUCGCCAAACGAUGUCCCAACGACAAGGACGCCCAGCUUAAGUACACCGAGUGUAACAAGAUCGUAAAGAAAAUGGCUUUCGAGCGGGCGAUCGCCGUCGAUAAGCAGGAAAAGAGCCUGAUGGAAAUGUGCCGUGAUUUGGAGUCUGCCACUAUCGAAGCGGACUACGGCGGACCAAAAUUGGAGGAUGGCAAAGUCACGCUAGAAUUUAUGAAGCAACUAAUAGAAUGGUAUAAAAACGAGAAAAAAUUGCAUAAAAACUUUGCCUACCGGAUUUUGUGCGAUGUUGAGGCUCUUUUCAAGAAGCAAGCCUCUCUAGUAGACAUAACCGUGUCGGGUGAUUCCAAGUUUACAGUAUGUGGGGAUAUCCAUGGCCAGUACUAUGAUUUGCUCAAUAUUUUCGAAAUUAAUGGUCUACCUUCGGAGACAAACCCGUACCUUUUUAAUGGUGACUUCGUUGAUCGGGGUUCGUUUUCAGUGGAGUGCAUAUUCACCUUGUUUGGAUUCAAGCUGCUCUAUCCGGAUCAUUUCUUUCUGUCACGGGGCAAUCAUGAGAGUGUUAAUAUGAAUCAAAUGUACGGAUUCACCGGUGAAGUGGUAGCAAAAUACUCGCAAACCAUGUCGGAAAUGUUCACGAUUGUCUACAACUGGCUACCGCUAGCACAUUGCAUUAACGGAAAGAUUCUCGUCAUGCACGGUGGCCUGUUCACCAAGGACGGAGUAUCGCUGGACGAUAUCCGGGCCAUCGAUCGCAACAGGCAACCACCGGAAGAGGGGCUAAUGUGCGAAUUACUGUGGUCUGAUCCGCAGCCACAAAAUGGCAGAGCACCUUCAAAGCGCGGCGUCGGUACCCAGUUCGGGCCAGACGUAACGAAACGAUUCCUAGAGUUUAACAAACUUGACUACAUCAUCCGGAGUCACGAAGUCAAAAACGACGGCUAUGAGGUGGCGCAUGACGGCAAAUGUAUUACCGUGUUUUCUGCGCCAAACUAUUGCGACGCAAUGGGCAAUCUGGGGGCGUUCAUUAACCUGAAGGGUAAUGACCUUACACCUCAGUUCAAAACCUACGCUGCUGUGCCCCACCCGAAGGUGAAGCCAAUGGCUUAUGCUAGCACCUUAAGUCUUUUAGCGUAGCAACUUUGUUAGUGUAAAUGACAUCACAGGAACUGCACAUGUGGUGUAUGGUAACCAAAAAAAGAGGGAGGGGCUGGAGACACUAAUUUUUGUUCUACAUUUUUAUUAUUGAUCGCUUGUUUUCGAAAAAAAAUUGGUGUUUAAAUCAUUUUUUGAAAUGCUGUUAUCAUAGCUACGCGAUUUCGUUUUUUUAUCAGUUUGAGCCCAACAUGAACUAAGUUCCGUUAGGGUUUUCUUUUUUUAUAGUGCUGAACUAGAUUGUUAGGUCUGGCGUAACGCGAGAGAUGAAACUGUAGAUACUUAAGUAGAAGAACAAAUGUUCGAAAACCCGUGAACAUAGCAAAACAUACUAGAGUAGUUUUAGUGAAUUUACAUGUACAAUCACAGCCCCCACGUUCACAAUUAAAGAUAAACUCACAACUUAAUUAACAAACAAAAAAAUGCGAUCAACUAUAGAGUAAACAUGUUCGAAUGGUCGAAAUCUAAAUUUUUUUACACCUAGCGCUAUGCAAUUGCGAAAAUAAGCAAAAACAAAAAAACGUAGCCCUUUCCGAAGGCGGCUCUAAAACACUUUUAGGCGAACACACUUAGGGAAAAUAAUAUGUAGUUAAAAUAAAAAAAAAAAACAAUACAAUUCUUAUAUCACAGAAUUUCGGCUGUUUGUGCGCCGGAACGGAAAAAAAAAGGUUUUGUUAUGGUAGACUAGAAUAAUGCAUCUCGCCGAAUGCGGUCAGAGAAAGCGUUCGAAGGUUCGCGACGAAAAAAAGGAUCAAAUUGUUUUAAAUUUUAGGUUGAAGUUAGAUCAUAGCAAUAAAGUAAAACCAAUCUAUACGAA
Messenger RNA from Wyeomyia smithii (pitcher-plant mosquito), 2597 nucleotides. It is a transcript of the gene PpD3, whose product is annotated as serine/threonine-protein phosphatase 5. Lineage: Eukaryota; Metazoa; Arthropoda; Insecta; Diptera; Culicidae. Gene Ontology annotation, molecular function: protein binding; protein serine/threonine phosphatase activity. The coding region runs from base 263 to 1762 and encodes 499 amino acids. Gene Ontology annotation, cellular component: cytosol; nucleus. The record is from RefSeq and is a predicted model, not a curated record. The transcript has 7 exons.